Messenger RNA from Hydra vulgaris (swiftwater hydra), 1295 nucleotides. Its product is annotated as large ribosomal subunit protein uL4B. Lineage: Eukaryota; Metazoa; Cnidaria; Hydrozoa; Anthoathecata; Hydridae. The record is from RefSeq and is a predicted model, not a curated record. Gene Ontology annotation, cellular component: cytosolic large ribosomal subunit; ribosome. Gene Ontology annotation, molecular function: RNA binding; structural constituent of ribosome. Gene Ontology annotation, biological process: translation.
CAAAACAAACUAUACUAGCACAGAGUAAGAACAUCACGAAAAUGAUGGCACUUAAAUAUUCGGGUCGGCUAAGACUGGGACUGCGUUUAAAAUAAUACAAAUUGGCAAUUUGUCUUUCUUUAUUAAAUUGGCAGUGUGGCAAGUGGCGACGUAAAAUGGCUGUGGUGCGACCUUUAGUUACCGUUCUCUCUGAUCAGGGCGAGAAACUUAAACAGAUUCCAUUGCCUGCAGUUUUCAAAGCUCCCAUCCGACCCGAUGUAGUUAACUUUGUGCAUUCUAACAUGUCGAAAAACAGCCGCCAGGCUUUUUCAGUUCAUAAACAUGCUGGUGCUCAAACAUCUGCUACGUCGUGGGGUACAGGCCGUGCUGUAGCUCGUAUUCCUCGAGUGCGUGGUGGUGGUACACAUAGAUCUGGUCAAGGUGCAUUUGGAAACAUGUGUCGUGGUGGACGUAUGUUUGCCCCAACAAAAACAUGGCGAAGAUGGCACCGUCAUGUAAAUCAAAAUCAAAGAAGAUAUGCAGUAUGCUCUGCAUUAGCAGCAACUGCCCUCCCUGCACUUGUUAUGGCACGUGGCCACAAAAUCGAAAAUUUAACUGAAGUCCCUGUUGUUUGUAGUAACAACAUCGAAAAUUUAACAAAAACCAAAGCCGCAGUACAAUUUUUAAAAAAAAUUAAUGCAUAUGAAGACGUACAAAAAUGUCAAGACUCGAAAAAAAUACGGGCUGGAAAGGGAAAAAUGCGUAAUCGUCGUUAUACUAUGCGACGUGGACCUCUCGUUGUAUUUAAAGAGGAUCAUGGUAUUAAACAAGCGUUUAGAAAUUUGCCUGGUGUUGAUUUGAUUCAAGUUGACAGGCUUAAUUUGCUAAAGCUUUGCCCUGGUGGUCAUCUUGGUCGUUUCGUGAUUUGGUCAGAGUCUGCUUUUGAGAGACUAGAUUCUAUAUUUGGCACUUGGCGCAAACCAUCCAGUGAAAAAGUAAAUUACAGUCUUCCAAGAGCCAAGAUGACAAUGCCUGAUCUUGCUCGAAUUAUUAAUUCUGAUGAAAUUCAAUCAGUUGUGAGACCUGCUCUCCCUAAAGCUAGAAGAGCUGUUAUUAAAAAGAACCCUCUGAGAAAUGCUCAAGUGAUGGGUCGACUUAAUCCUCUAGCUUUAGUUACAAAACGAGCUGCUAUUAUAGCCCAUGAAAGGAGGGCAGCAGCCAAAGAUAAAGUUGUCAACAAUAAAAGAAAGGUUGCAGGUCCUAAAAAACCUGCAAAAAAAGGAACCAAAACUGCCAAAAAAUAAAUUAUUUAUUAA